AUGACUGAGAUAGAGAACCUUCAACGUAAAGUUGAAGACUGGGAAAUUUCCAACGAGUCCGAUACUGAUUCUGAUACCGAUUCUGAAUCUGAAUUUGAAGAAGAAAAUGAAGAUGAGAUGAGCAGUAGCUCAUCGAUGAGAAAAGAUCCAAAAUCAUCCACCUCCACAGCAGCUCCAAAGAUGGGGAGAACCAUCAGGGACAAAGAAGAGAUUGUGGCCAAGUAUGCGCAUAAGAUCAAAACUGAUGAUAUUAAGAAGGGACCUAAGAUCAACAAGGACAGAGCUAACCGAGCUACUGUGGAACAAGUAUUAGAUCCAAGAACGAUGAGAUUUCUUGCCAAGAUUAUCAAUAAGGGAGUUAUAUCAAGAAUUAAUGGGUGUAUCAGUACAGGUAAGGAAGCCAACGUAUAUCAUGGAGACCACGAAGACUUGGAGGUGAACUCGCGUGAAUACGCCGUGAAGAUUUAUAAGACAUCUAUUUUGGUUUUUAAAGAUAGAGAAAGGUAUGUUGAUGGGGAAUUUAGAUUUAGAAACACCAAGAAUCAAAGUAAUCCAAGAAAGAUGGUAAAAGUUUGGGCCGAAAAGGAAUUUCGUAACUUGAAGAGAUUAUAUAUAAAUGGGAUUCCAUGUCCUGAACCGGUAGAACUUCGUUCGCAUGUAUUGGUGAUGGAAUAUUUAACCAAGGGCGCUGGACAACCUUCACCUAAGUUAAGAGAUCAUCCUUUCAAAGAUGUGGAUGACAUUGUGUAUUACUACCACCAAAUGUUGUAUUACAUGCGUAGAAUGUACCAAGAAUGUCGUCUUGUUCAUGCCGAUUUGAGUGAAUAUAACUCGAUUGUGCAUAACGAGAAGCUUUAUAUUAUUGAUGUUUCCCAAUCCGUGGAACCAGAACAUCCAAUGGCUUUGGAUUUCUUAAGAAUGGACAUUAAAAAUGUGAAUGAUUUUUUUUCAAGAAAGAAGAUCAAUGUAUACCCAGAAAGACAUCUUUUCAAAUACAUCACCGAAGAAAAUAAGGCAUUAGAAUUAAUAGAUAACAGUGACGCUGAAUUAGCCAAGUAUUUGGAAAAGCUUCCAUUAAAGAGUGAUGUGGACAACGAAGAUGAAAUUGAGGAUGAAGUGUUUAGAUCACUUCAUUUAGUUAGAUCAUUAAAUCACUUGGAAGAGAGAGAUUUCCAAAAAUUUACCGAAGGGAAAGUUAACACAUUGAAAGAUUUGGUGGGGAAAGAAGGUCACACUAACGAAGAAAAUGAUCAAGUUAACAAUGAGGAUGAAGAAGAAGAAGAUGAAGACAGCGACGACGAGGAAUACGAUAGUGACGAGGAAGAGUACUCAUCAGAUGAAGAUUCUUCUUCGGAAAGCAAACCCAAAAAGGUCUGGAAGGAAAGAGAAACUAUUUUAAAGGGUAAGAAGCAUGAAGAUAAAGAAGAAAAGAAGGCUAGAAAGGAAGCAGCAAAGUCAGCAAAGCUGGAAAAGAGAAAAACUAAAAUGAAGAAGCAUGUCAAGAAGAAGCUUUUAGCAAAGAGGAAGACCGCAAAAUAG
Molecule: messenger RNA, 1539 nt
Organism: [Candida] anglica
Lineage: Eukaryota; Fungi; Ascomycota; Pichiomycetes; Serinales; Debaryomycetaceae
Source: the annotation of a GenBank genome assembly